AAAUGUUUCGGUGAUGUUAGUAAUUUAGUACUACUACAACUAGAAACUUUGGAAUGUGACGAUGAAAUAACCUGUGCCUUUUUUUCAUACGUGGCUUAACAUGAAAUGAACAUGAAGUGGUAGCUAGCACAUUUUCUUGAGGGAGAGUUCCUGUUUGAAAAUGAUGAUAGAAAAUGCUGCUUCCGAUAGGAUUAUUGUCAGUUACCCUCUGGCUUUCCUCUCUGAAGCAUCACCAUAUGCAGAAAUGGACUUUGAUGUAAGAGUCAAAAAUGCAUGUCAGGCUGACAGAUCAAUAAGAAUAGGUUUAAAAAUUUCCAAAACUAUUUUUGUUGGUGAUGUUGCAGUUGGAAAGACUUGUUUGGUCAAUAGGUUUUAUCACAAGGUAUUUGAUAAAGUGCUUUAAAUACAGUUCUUCAGUUU
This is a messenger RNA of Limulus polyphemus (Atlantic horseshoe crab), 420 nucleotides long. Its product is annotated as ras-related protein Rab-34-like. Bases 161 to 403 code for a protein of 80 amino acids. The record is from RefSeq and is a predicted model, not a curated record. Gene Ontology annotation, molecular function: GTPase activity; GTP binding. The transcript has 5 exons. NCBI's taxonomy places the organism in Eukaryota, Metazoa, Arthropoda, Merostomata, Xiphosura, Limulidae.